AAUCUCUCUAUGGUAAAAAUUUGACAGCUGGAAAUUCGGCCCGAUUUUUGUAAAAUUCUUGGAUAAAUUCCCGAAUAAUCAUGGCUUUCGGAGAUUAUCCUAAAGAAUAUAAUCCAUCAGUUCAUGGGCCUUACGACCCUGCCCGCUACUAUGGAAAACCUGAUACUCCCUUUGGGCAAGUAAAAUUGAACGAAAUCGGCUCAUGGUUGGCUCGCAGGAACAAGACUCCCUCUGCUGUCAUGGGUGCCUGCAGCCGAGCCUGGUGGAGCUGGCAACACAAAUACAUGCAGCCCAAGAGAGUUGGAAUUGCUCCGUUCUUCCAGCUGCUGGUUGGCUCGAUGACCUUCUUCUAUGCUAUCAACUACGGAAAGAUGAAGCACCACAGGAACUACAAAUACCACUAAAGAAAGUUUUGUGAUAAUAUUCAAAAACAUGUAUUUAUGAUUGUAACACCUGCAUGUAAAAGUUUAUCUGGUCUAGAUCAUUUGUGUUGUAUGUAACAGCUGCAAUAAAAAUAUUAGUGAAAUAAGA
This is a messenger RNA of Ostrinia nubilalis (European corn borer), 531 nucleotides long. It is a transcript of the gene ATPsynF, whose product is annotated as putative ATP synthase subunit f, mitochondrial. The record is from RefSeq and is a predicted model, not a curated record. NCBI's taxonomy places the organism in Eukaryota, Metazoa, Arthropoda, Insecta, Lepidoptera, Crambidae. Gene Ontology annotation, biological process: proton motive force-driven mitochondrial ATP synthesis. Gene Ontology annotation, molecular function: proton-transporting ATP synthase activity, rotational mechanism. Bases 81 to 404 code for a protein of 107 amino acids. The transcript has 4 exons.